This is a messenger RNA of Merops nubicus (carmine bee-eater), 1359 nucleotides long. RefSeq names its product PTEN induced putative kinase 1 (gene PINK1). Gene Ontology annotation, molecular function: protein serine/threonine kinase activity; ATP binding. The record is from RefSeq and is a predicted model, not a curated record. NCBI's taxonomy places the organism in Eukaryota, Metazoa, Chordata, Aves, Coraciiformes, Meropidae. Gene Ontology annotation, cellular component: mitochondrion. Gene Ontology annotation, biological process: regulation of apoptotic process; autophagy of mitochondrion; positive regulation of mitochondrial fission.
ACGGUGUUUGUUGGCAAGAACAAGCCCCAGAAAGACCCCCUGAGGCCCCCCCACUGGCAGGGCUUCAGGCUGGAGGAGUAUCUGAUCGGGCAGCCCCUGGGGCAGGGCUGCAGUGCUGCUGUGUAUGCAGCAGCCAUUCCCCCCCCCAGAGCUCCUGGGGGGCCCGUGGGGGGCGAGCAGGGACCAGCCCAGCAGCCAGAUGGUGGCCUGGAGGAAGAGGAGCCCUCAGAGAAACACCCACCCAAGGAGGCUUUCCCCUUGGCUAUCAAGAUGAUGUGGAACAUUUCGGCUGGCUCCUCGAGUGAAGCCAUCCUGGAGGCCAUGGGCAGGGAGCUGGUGCCAGCCACAGGCCUGGCCUUGGCUGGGGAGUAUGGAGCCAGAGCCACCCACAGAAAGCCCAUCCCUGGGAGGAAGAAGCUGCAGCCUCAUCCCAAUAUAAUCCAGGUGAUCCGAGCCUUCACCUCCUCUGUCCCUCUGCUGCCUGGAGCCUUCCUGGACUAUCCUGAUGUCCUUCCCCUGAGCCUCAAUCCCAGAGGGAUCGGCCAAUUUUUCUUCCUGGUGAUGAAGAAUUACCCGUGCACGCUGCGCCAGUAUCUGCAGGAGAACAGCCCAGAUGUUGCUCUCUCCACCAUGAUGAUCCUGCAGCUCCUGGAAGGUGUGGACCACCUCGUUCGACACGGGGUAGCCCACAGGGACCUGAAGUCUGACAACAUCCUGGUGGAAUUUGAUUCUGCUGGCUGCCCCUGGCUCGUGAUCACAGACUUUGGCUGCUGCUUGGCAGAUGAGAAGCUGGGCCUGGAGCUGCCUUUCACCAGCACUUACGUGGACCGGGGUGGCAACGGCUGCCUGAUGGCCCCUGAGGUGAUCACAGCCUCACCAGGCCCUGGCAAGGUGAUCAACUACAGCAAAGCUGAUGCCUGGGCUGUUGGAGCAAUCUCCUAUGAAAUCCUGGGCCUGGCCAACCCUUUCUACGGCCACGGGGACGUGGUGCUGGAGAGCAGGAGUUACCAUGAGGACCAGCUGCCCAACCUGCCCCCUCACGUGCCCCUGGAGGUGAAGCAAGUGAUCAAAAUGCUGCUUCAGAGGGAUCCCAGCAAGAGACUUUCUGCUCGAGUGGCUGCCAACGUGCUUCACCUCAGCCUCUGGGGUGGCAGCAUCCUGGGAUCCAGGAGCCUGAGACCUGACCAGGUGGUGACCUGGCUCCUCUGCCAGGCUGCAGCUGCACUGCUCAUGGAGGGGCUGGUGGAGAAGAGCAGGGUAGAAACCAAAAUGAAGAUGUGCUUUUUGGCCAACCUGGAAUACGAAGCCCUUUGGGCAGCAGUGUUCCUGCUGCUGGCCUGGAGAAGCCACUCUGGGUGA